GGAAGAGAGAGGAAGUUGCGGCUCUGUUCUCGAGACAAGCCGCCUUAAGUACGCUCGGAGCUUUUUGGAUUUUUGUUUUCCCGUCCAAGUAUGGCCACGCGAGAAGAUAUCAGGUUGUCAUGACGGCUCGCGGCUAUUCUCGAUGAAUUAAUUAUAAACCAAUGCCCUCGCACCAGGCACAAAAUGGCUCUCGGGACUCACUUCAUACAGCGCAUUGAUUGAAAUUUGAGGCUCCUCUGUGCGUAGCAGGGUCGCAUUCCCAAGUAUGUUCGUGCAUCUUUAAAUGCUGGGAGUUCGCAAUGACCGCCCGGGGCGAUACGGCAGCCGCAGCGUGCCCGCCGCCCGGGCACGUCUGGAUCCGGGAUUCACACUUGCUAAUCAGCCUGGAGAUCAAUUGCACAUCUCGAACAUGCGUUUCAGACUCCACUUUCGAACGUAUCAUGGCGGUCUUCAGAGCGGGCCGGCUUCGGAGGCUCGGGAGGAGUGGUCGUGAGGGACGGUCGCCAGGCUAACCCAGGGAAUCCAGCGAUGGUGGCGGUGCACUAUUGAUCGUGCCGUCUUUUCCUCAUGGAGGACACAUCGCGUCGCGGUCCUAGCGGAGAUCCUGCAACCCUUCGAAGCAUGAAAAUAUCUCUGGAUCGACUCGCACGAGUAGACGGCUCUGCCAGAUUCAGCUUCGGCAAAUCCACCGUCGCGCUCGCCUCGAUCUCGGGGCCCGUCGAAGUCCGGCUCGCAGCUGAGAACCCGUCUCUAGCGACGUUUGAAGUUCUCCUCCGCCCGCUCUCCAACGUGCCGAACACGCAAAGCAAAUCCCUCGCCGCCGCCAUCCGCGCCGCGCUCCUCCCGUCGCUCAUCCUCUCGCAGCACCCCCGCACGCUCAUCCAGCUCGUCGUUCAGGCGCUCAGCCCCGUGCGCAGCCCCGCGAAGAACACCCCCGACGCGCUCGUCGCGGCGAUGAUCAACGCCAGCACCGUCGCGCUGCUCAACGCCGGGUCCGUGCCGAUGAAAGCCGUCGUCUGCGCAGUGGCCGUGGGAAAGACCCGCGCAGCGCUCGUCGUUGACCCCAGCGAGGAUGAGGGUCCGCUUGACGCCAGCGGGUGCUUCGCGUUCGCGUUCGGAGGCGAGCCGGACGUGCCGAGAUGCGUGUGGUCCAAUUGGCGCUCGGUGUCGCCGGAGGGGCUGUUCGACGAGGACGAGCUGGCACAGGCCAGAAGUCUGGCGCUGGUAGCAGCGAAGAGCGUCUUGAACGGAAUCAAGACUGCGCUGCGGCCUGGCAGCGGGGAUGAAGACUCAGAGGAGGACGAAGGUGACGAGGACGACAAAAUGGAAAUCUCAUAGCACGAUGUGCUCGUGAGAGUACUCGGUAUGCGCUUGGACAAGAUUUUUCGGACCCGGUGUCCACCUGUAGGGGAUGAUCGUUGGAUGCAGCCGAUUGCAUCUCUCCAUCUUUCAGUUAUGCAGGGCGAUCUAGUCCAUUUGCUCAUGUCACUAGCGGAUCUCGACACUUGCGUGGCGCGAGGUCCGCAUACUACAGGGCUAUGGCCUGCAACUACUUCCAGAACCAGACAGAGACGAAAAUCCAUUCUAUAUGAAGCAAUAUAUGGAGCACAGCUCUGAUCUACAGAGCGAAUCUAUGAGAGAGGGAGAGACUCGUGCAAAUCCAAGAUGAAGCAGAUCCAAAUCCAAGAGAGAUCACAGAGAGACCGAGACCGAGACCGAGACGAGACAGCAGUGGUUGAUUUCCGCGCGGACGACAGACAGACGAAGACUCCCCUCCCAAGCUCGCACCAUGGAGCACACAGCCGCACUCAUCAUCUAACCCUCUGCACCGCAGCAAAGGCCCGUCAGCCCCGCUACGGCCAGAUUGCCGCCGUGCCGCGAAGGGGCGUCCCCACUUCUUGGCACGGCCAGCGACGUCUGAGCACGUUACUCGAGAUCAGUCGCGUGCAGUGGCUGGGUUAUCAGAGCAGCGAGAUGCGGUUCUUCCGGUUCAAAGCAUUGGUCAGAUUGUCGUCGUCAUUACUAUCGUCGUGGCGAGUGGUGCGCUCAACCCUGCCAGGCCCCGGCCCGGGGGUGGUUUAUGUGGUGGGUGGGCCGUAAGGAAGUGAGUGAUUGAUUGGGUGAUUGCACCGGUCCCUGGAUGUAUGCGUACGAAUGAGGAGUUUGGAUGCUGGGAAGGCGAGAUGUUGCAUAUAUGACCGUCGGCUGGUACUGAGAUGGCGCGAAGCGGAAGCGUGAUACGCUUGCUGGCGCAGGAUCUCGACCGGCAGCAGUCUCCCGCACGACUUGCGGCUCAUGCGCACGACGGGACAUCGGGGCCUUCCCCUGCUUCGAGAUCGGCACUGGCAGUCGUGACUUGACGGAGCUUCGAGGGGCCCUUGUCGUCGGCGAAGAGUGGUUUGCUUUUUGACUGGGAAGAAUGGUUUGCAAAGUAGUGGGCUGGGGGACUCCAAACGGUGCAGCUAUAGCAGGCUCAAUGGCAGCUUGCUGGGACUGAUUGGGAGUGAGCAUCGAAGAAAGCACAGGAGGAGGAUAAUCCGUACCUCCAGAGAGGCAAUCUCAAUCUCGUCGUUGGGAGCUGAAUGCUUACAGGACUCUGAGGGGGGCAACUGUAAUGAAUGUGAGCAAGAGUUCGUCACAACCGAUGACGGACGCACCUCGAUGCCAUCGACCUCGUCUGAGCUUGCACUCAGGUCUGAAUCGUUACUCGUGAGCUCGACGAUGCGAGGCAUGGAUGAAGAGGCCAG
Messenger RNA from Mycena citricolor, 2747 nucleotides. The record is from the annotation of a GenBank genome assembly. Lineage: Eukaryota; Fungi; Basidiomycota; Agaricomycetes; Agaricales; Mycenaceae.